Arabidopsis thaliana (thale cress) is the source of this 598-nucleotide messenger RNA. Its product is annotated as Carbohydrate-binding X8 domain superfamily protein. The coding region runs from base 127 to 516 and encodes 129 amino acids. NCBI's taxonomy places the organism in Eukaryota, Viridiplantae, Streptophyta, Magnoliopsida, Brassicales, Brassicaceae. Gene Ontology annotation, cellular component: membrane; plasma membrane. The transcript has a single exon. The record is from RefSeq and is marked reviewed.
AUUUUUGCAUAAAUUAUGACCAAACCUUCUUUUCUUCUUAUCACCUUUUGAUUUAGCGUAUAAAUUGACACAAACACAUAAAAUGUUUAGUCUGUGAACAAAUAUCAAUCUAUAAGCAAUAAUAUAAUGGUCACAAAACUGAUGUCUCUAUCAUUGACGCUCAUCUUCGUCCUCCUCGUAUCUACCGUAUCCGUGAACUCGACACCAAGAAACCUCUCGCAGGCUGCUGAAAACAAAGGAGUAUGGUGCAUAGCGGGUGACAAAGCGACAGAUAAGCAACUGCAAGCGAAUAUAGAUUGGGUUUGCAGCGACGAAGGAGGAUUCCGUGACUGUGGAGCGCUCAAUUCCGGUGGACCUUGCUUUGAACCAAACACGGUAAGAGAUCACGCGUCGUUCGCAAUGAACUUGUAUUACCAGAACCUUGGUGCCACCAAGGAACAAUGCAAUUUCCAUAACACUGGCAUUGAAGUUUCUACCGACCCAAGCCAUGGCUCGUGUAUUUUCGUAUCUUAUUAGAAUUCUAAUUCCGCUUUUAUGUGGGAACUUGUUAAGCCUAAACUCCAGUUAAAUAAGUUGAAAAAAAAACUAUAUACCAAAA